Molecule: messenger RNA, 378 nt
Organism: Phytophthora nicotianae INRA-310
Lineage: Eukaryota; Oomycota; Peronosporomycetes; Peronosporales; Peronosporaceae
Exons: 2
Coding region: 1-378 (125 amino acids)
Source: RefSeq, a predicted model, not a curated record
AUGGAAAGCGGAGUCAAGCGUGCAAUUAAAUUGAAUCAAGCUAGUCGGCCGUCAGGCAGACCGAAACAAAGAAAGCUUCAAAAAGCCAAGAGAAAAAAAGAGAUUGAGGACACGCUGGCGUUUGUGGACACCGCUGUGAAUGUUGGUAAUGUUAAACUGGAAGAAUUUGACGAAAUCCUGUUGACAAAUUCUCUAUCGGUUGAAGUGGUUGGAGGUGCGCUGGAUGGAAUUUCGUCGUAUGUUCGAUGGAGCUGUGUACAAGCGACCAAAAACAUUCGUGAUAAAAGGCGAUCCUACGUGAGCCGUAGCAACAAACGUCCGCCUCGUGCUCCCAGAGGCAGUCAAGAACGUGGAGAUCCGCGAGGAGCUUGUCAAUGA